AUGGCUACUAGAAGUCACUCAACCGUCAGGUGGGAGCAGAGAAAAGAUCCUCAUGGGAGAACCUACUAUGUAGACCACAACACCAGAGCUACUACCUGGGAGAGGCCACAGCCAUUACCUACAGGAUGGGAAGGUCAAGUAGACGAUCGCAGUCGGAUCUAUUAUGUUGACCACAACACCCGCACCACCACGUGGCAGCGCCCCACGAUGGAAUCUGUGCAAAACUUUGAGCAGUGGCAGAGCCAGCGCAGCCAGCUGCAGGGAGCUAUGCAUCAGUUCAACCAGAGAUACCUCUACUCUGCAUCUAUUAUGUCUGCUGAGAACGAUCCUCUUGGCCCUCUACCUCCUGCCUGGGAGAGGCGUGUGAACUCUAAUGACAGAGUUUACUUUGUGAACCACAACACCAAGACAACACAGUGGGAAGACCCAAGAACCCAAGGGCUACAGAAUGAGGAUCCUCUGCCUGAAGGUUGGGAAAUCCGGUACACAAGAGAAGGAGUUCGCUACUUUGUGGAUCAUAACACCCGGACCACCACUUUAAGUGACCCACGUACCGGGAAGUCUUCUGUCACCAAAGGUCCACAGAUUGCAUAUGAACGCAGCUUUAGGUGGAAGCUCGCUCACUUCCGCUACCUUUGCCAGUCUAAUGCCCUCCCGAGUCACGUAAAGAUCAAUGUCUCCAGACAGGCGCUGUUUGAGGACUCUUUCCAGCAGAUUAUGAAGCUGAAACCGUACGACUUGAGGAGGAGGCUGUAUGUGAUUUUCGGAGGCGAGGAGGGUCUGGACUAUGGUGGCUUAGCCCGGGAGUGGUUUUUUCUCUUGUCCCAUGAAGUGCUGAACCCCAUGUACUGUCUGUUUGAGUACGUUGGCAAGAGCAACUACUGUCUGCAGAUCAACCCGGCAUCGACCAUCAACCCAGAUCACCUCUCCUACUUCUGCUUCAUAGGCCGCUUCAUUGCAAUGGCCCUUUUCCAUGGGAAGUUCAUUGACACUGGCUUCUCUUUGCCUUUCUACAAACGAAUGUUGAACAAGAAGCUCAUCCUUAAAGACCUGGAGUCUAUUGACCCUGAGUUUUACAACUCACUCAUAUGGAUUAGGGACAACAACAUACAGGAAUGUGGGCUGGAGAUGUACUUCUCUGUGGACAUGGAGAUCUUGGGGAAGAUCUCUUCACACGACCUGAAACCUGACGGCUCUGAAGAUCUGGUCACUGAAGAAAACAAGGAGGAGUACAUCAGUCUGAUGGCAGAGUGGAGGUUUUCCCGUGGGGUCGAAGGUCAAACCAAAGCUUUCCUGGACGGCUUCAAUGAGGUGGUUCCACUUCAGUGGUUGCAGUACUUUGAUGAAAAGGAGCUGGAGGUGAUGCUGUGCGGCAUGCAGGAGGUUGACCUUCAGGACUGGCAGAGGAACACGGUUUAUCGUCACUACACCAGGAACAGCAAACAGAUCAUGUGGUUCUGGCAGCUGGUGAAGGAAGUGGACAAUGAGGUGCGGCUGCGGCUCAUGCAGUUUGUGAUGGGGACCUGUCGGCUCCCUUUGGGCGGCUUUGCUGAACUUAUGGGAAGUAACGGACCUCAGAAGUUCUGCAUUGCGAAAGUGGGGAAGGAGACAUGGCUUCCCCGUAGCCACACAUGUUUCAACCGUCUGGACUUGCCUCCCUAUAAAAGCUAUGAGCAGCUGAAGGAGAAGCUCAUCUACGCCAUCGAGGAAACUGAUGGAUUUGGCCAAGAAUAGAGAGUUAAAGCGCCU
Cyprinodon tularosa is the source of this 1749-nucleotide messenger RNA. RefSeq names its product NEDD4-like E3 ubiquitin-protein ligase WWP1. Gene Ontology annotation, molecular function: protein binding; ubiquitin-protein transferase activity. The transcript is spliced from 17 exons. The record is from RefSeq and is a predicted model, not a curated record. Bases 1 to 1734 code for a protein of 577 amino acids. NCBI's taxonomy places the organism in Eukaryota, Metazoa, Chordata, Actinopteri, Cyprinodontiformes, Cyprinodontidae.